UGCAAUCUUGCUACAAGGGGGAACUGGAAGAGGCCCAUCCCUGCCAGCCUGCAAACGCCCUCCUCUCUUCUCUCCCCACUUCGUCGCCGCCCUCUCACCUCCUGUCCAGACCAAUAACUCCGCGAUCGCAGCAAUGCGUGCUUUCCUCCCCCGGUGUCGCUUCCUCCUUGGCACCUCUUCCGUCUCUCGUUCCUCAAUCGCUUGCUCAAACUCCGAAUCGGCAGGACACCAUAAUCUCCGGCGCCUUUUAACCAUCCAAUCUCCCAUUUCUCGCCGUUGCACAACAGUCACCUCCAGCGCAACGGAGGAUUUCGUCAAGGGAAGCGUCUUCCCCAAUGGGGUCGGCGUGAUCACCCUAGAUCGGCCCAAAGCCCUCAACGCCAUGAACCUCGAGAUGGACUUAAAGUACACUAAUUUCCUCGACGAGUGGGGAACUGAUCCCAGGAUCAAAUGUGUUCUUGUGGAGAGCAGCUCGCCUCGAGCCUUUUCUUCAGGUGGUGAUGUGAAGCAGGUUGCUACCAAAUACAAUUUGUCAGAAAGAACUAAGGUAUUUGCUACAGAAUAUUCACUGAUAUGUAAAAUUUCUAACUAUAGAAAGCCUUAUAUAUGCUUCAUGGACGGUGUGACCAUGGGGUUUGGGAUUGGUUUGUCGGGCCAUGGUCGGUUUCGUGUUAUAACAGAGAGAACUAUUCUUGCUAUGCCGGAAAAUGGAAUUGGCUUGUUUCCAGAUGUUGGCUUUGCUUAUAUAUCAGCACGUGGUCCAGGAAGAGGGGCAGUAGGUGCUUAUCUUGGAAUGACUGGGAAGAAAAUUUCAACCCCUGCUGAUGCUUUGUAUAUGGGUCUUGGAACACAUUAUGUGCCAUCUGGAACCAUGCCCAUGCUAAAGGAAGCCCUCUUAUGCAUUAAUUUCUCUAAUGACCCUGACAAAGAUGUCCUGGACCUUUUGGAUUAUUACAGAAGAGAGCCUGAAUCAGAUUCCCUACUGAAAAUGCUUUUGCCUCAGAUUGUUUCUUGUUUUACAAAUAAAUCUGUCCAUGAAACGAUAAAAGAGUUGAAAGGGCACCAACAAAGUUCUGAUUCUCCGGUGGCAGACUGGGCCAAUGAUGCUCUUGUGGGACUUGGUAAAGGUGCUCCCUUUUCUCUUUGCAUAACUCAGAGGCAUUUUUCUAAAGUUGCAGAAGCAUUUGAAAACAAGGACAGUUAUUUAUCAAAAUUAAAGGGUGUAAUGAGGAAUGAAUUUCGAAUUGCUACAAGAACCUCAAUUCGGCGUGAUUUUGCUGAAGGUGUUCGAGCAGUCUUGGUAGACAAGGACCAGAAUCCAAAGUGGUGCCCCUCGAGUUUGGAGAAUGUUGACAUGACUGAAGUGGAAUCAAUAUUUGAGCCUCUACCUCCCGAAAAUGAACUAAAUGUAUACUAAGUUGCAAAUUAUAAAGACAAGGCUAACCGGAGAUGAGCAUGAUAUACUCCUCCAUUCUCUUAUACCAGAUGGGAUUAUGAAGUGUCUGGCAAUUCCCUGUCGAACUCCGUCCAUCUUUUGUUCGAUUAUGUCUGAAGUCAGUCGAUCAGUCUGCAGAGCAAAGUGACUGGCAUAUACAUAAAUAUGAUGGGGUUUUCUUUUUAGUAAUUGAUAGCUAAUUGUUAUGCUGUACUCCAGGAUGCCUUUGUUCUGUAAUAAUAAUAAUAAUAAUAAAAGGUAGCCGUAGAGUUCCAAUUGUUGAGGAUAAUUA
This is a messenger RNA of Zingiber officinale, 1727 nucleotides long. RefSeq names its product 3-hydroxyisobutyryl-CoA hydrolase-like protein 4, mitochondrial. The coding region runs from base 134 to 1417 and encodes 427 amino acids. Gene Ontology annotation, cellular component: cytosol. Gene Ontology annotation, molecular function: 3-hydroxyisobutyryl-CoA hydrolase activity. The transcript is spliced from 10 exons. Gene Ontology annotation, biological process: L-valine catabolic process. NCBI's taxonomy places the organism in Eukaryota, Viridiplantae, Streptophyta, Magnoliopsida, Zingiberales, Zingiberaceae. The record is from RefSeq and is a predicted model, not a curated record.